GGAGGGAGGGGUCGCCCCCAUAGCGCGCAGCAUGAACGCUCCGCGGCAAAAGGAUGUGUGAACAAGCAGCGCGCUACUGCAGGGACGGCGUCCACAAACUGCUCCACAAAGAACAAGCCAAACUCCGGUCACAGGACAGCAAAGAGCACCCCAACCCCGGGGCUCAGGACAGCGAGACGGCUGCACAGUCCGGAAACAGCGGCGCACAGCCCGGUGGAAUUGACGGGCUCGUCCGCUGGAUAGUCACCAAGAUGAGCGACAACAAGAGCAUCUCAACACGGGAAUAUGGGAAGGAAGAGGCGGCGGUGGCUCAGGAGCAGUUCUUCGCACCGGAGCCACGGAAAGGCAUCUCUGUCAUUUUGGAUAUUUUCCGGAGAGCUGAUAAGGAUGACGACGGAAAGCUUUCCCUCGACGAGUUCCAGGCGUUCUUCUCCGAUGGGACUCUAAAUGAAGAGGAGCUGGAGAAACUGUUUCACACCAUUGACUCCGAUAACACCAGUAAUGUUGAUACCAAGGAAUUGUGCGAUUACUUUGCCAACCACAUGGGGGAAUAUGAAGGUGUCCUGGCCUCUUUGGAGACACUCAACCUGGCAAUUCUCAAAGCCAUGGACUUCACCAAGAAGGUGUAUGAACGGGGAACUAACGUUGAGCAGUUUGUGACCCGCUUUCUGUUGAAGGAAUCAGCCAAUCAGAUACAGUCUCUACUGAGCUCUGUAGAGAGUGCUGUGGAUGUCAUUGAUGAGCAACAUUCAUCUGUGGGAUCCUACCCUAGUAAGACCAGCCCACGUGUCCCAGAUAGACACAAUGUGGCCCCGGUGCCAGAUUACCCUCCAAACAACAGGGUCAGUGCGAAAGAGAGCAUGAGGAACAUCAACACAGGUGCAGGGGCUGUGGAGGUGAGAAAAGAAGGACUUGAGGCACAGGUCAACCGACUGGCUGAGCUGAUUGGACGCCUGGAGAACAAGACAGUUUGGUUUGACCUACAUCAGCGACUAACAGACACUGAUGGCACAACUAGCGCAUCGCUGUACCUGAUCCGCCAAGAGAUGAAAGCUUCCCAAAAGCAGCUGGGAGAGUUCUGCGAGGCUCUGAAACAAUACCUGAAAGAUGUGUCUACUCAGAGAGACUGUUUCCAUGUGACUGCUGUACGGCUCCCUGAUGGACUUUCCUUUGUGGUCUAUGAGUUCUGGGAUGGAGAGGAGGAGUGGAAGAGGCACCAUCAAACGGCAGCAUGCAAGGCCUUCCAGCAUGUGAAAGUGGAUACUUUGUGCCAGCCCGAGGCAGUGUCUGCCGUCGCUGUGCCUGCCGCCUGGUGCAGCCUGAGCAGAGACUGAUGAAAAACGAGCCAGUCUGCGCGUGGAGCGAUCCCGCCUUAUGCCUGAAUACCUUGCUCUGCUCCUCUGUUUCCAACCUCCACCCUCCCCAUCCUCUGUCACAAUCCCUGCUGUCUUAACUCGCCCCUUCUCUUUCUGCUCUCUCACUCUCUUUUGUAAUUACUUGUUUACACAGUAUCCAUUUGAAAUCGAGCCAAAAGUACAGUGUCAACUAGAGAGAAUGUUGGCCAUAGAACCUAUUCCCUAUUCUAUUUCACAACAGCAGCAUACAGCAAUGACGUUAAAAACUCCCAGAAAUAUUUGGGAACUGCACUUGGUUGAUGCAUAUAUCCAAUAUCAGGAAAACUGCAUUUGCAUUUACAGUAUUUACAACUUGCAAAGUAAUUGAGGGUGAUUUAUUUCAUCUCAUUGAAUACACGUGACGGUUUCCAAAUGGUGCAACUUCUGAGAAGACAAAACUGUGCAGUAUUGAUACAGCUUGUCCAUGGAUGAUAAUAGAGUUAUGUAAUGUGAUGCUUGUUAUAGGUUAUAAGUUGGUGUUAUAGGUACUUUGAAUUGAAUGUUCUUGAAGCGUGGAACGCACUGAGCCAUGCAGAGAAUCUGGUUAUAUUUAUAUCAAAACAUUAAGCAUGAUGCAUACUGCUAGUCAAAGGGCCUAUAAUCAUAUUACAUACCAAAUAAAGAUGUGAUCCAGAAGCACAAUACACUGUACUUGGAGUAGCCUAUCCUUAUAAUGUUUACUUAAAUGAAUUUUUAGUGCAAAUACUGUAAUAUUCUGAGUGAUUAGUAUUGAGGACAGAAUUAUCAUGAGUAUUUUAUCUAUAGAUGUUUAUGCUUUUUGAGACCUUGAAAUGCAUAGAUGUGAAAAAUGACAUUGACUGAUAGUAAUUCAUCUGAUAUUCGUGUCCAUUUUAUAAGUCAUAUUUAAACAUUUGGCACCAGAUUAUGCCUCAGGACAAGCAACGUUUACGUCCCUUAUAAGACGUCUCAAAGCAAACCAUUUAAAACAUUUCAAGCUUGUUGAUGAGUAAAUCUGAGGCUGGUAUAUUUGUGCAGGAAGACUUCGGUUUGGCUCAGUGUAUAAACAAUUCAAUACCCGACAGAACAAAUGUGGCCCAAACUGCAACAUUCCUUUGUUCGCUUUCCCACCGAUCCUGCCUUCUGUUCGGUUUGUUGAUUCCUCACAGUGAGUGCAUGUUACAAAUGAAUGUCCAGUAAAUUAUUUGCCGUAGAAUUUAGCUAUGCUACUUUAAAUGGAUUUUGUGCAUUUCUUAUUUUCUUUUAUAUUGUUCCAGAAACGGAACAAAGAUGAAAAGUAUAUAUAUAUGAAAUGAAUCAAACUUAAAACAUGAACAGUCACUUUUAAUGGCAUUGUUUGAUGAAAUACUUCUUAUACUCUGUAUGUUUCUGUAAACUGGCUUUCUCUCUUAUGAGUGUAGAGAUUUAUUGCAGGGAUGCAAAGUAUUAUAUUCGUCUUAAAUUUGUUAAAAUUCUAGAUUAUGUAGAGUGCUGCUAUUCAAUAAAGUACUAAAAAAGGA
Messenger RNA from Triplophysa dalaica, 2872 nucleotides. RefSeq names its product N-terminal EF-hand calcium binding protein 2 (gene necab2). The coding region runs from base 54 to 1334 and encodes 426 amino acids. Gene Ontology annotation, molecular function: calcium ion binding. The transcript has 13 exons. Gene Ontology annotation, cellular component: cytoplasm. The record is from RefSeq and is a predicted model, not a curated record. NCBI's taxonomy places the organism in Eukaryota, Metazoa, Chordata, Actinopteri, Cypriniformes, Nemacheilidae. Gene Ontology annotation, biological process: regulation of amyloid precursor protein biosynthetic process.